This is a messenger RNA of Phyllopteryx taeniolatus (common seadragon), 1297 nucleotides long. RefSeq names its product transmembrane protein 42-like. Bases 25 to 681 code for a protein of 218 amino acids. NCBI's taxonomy places the organism in Eukaryota, Metazoa, Chordata, Actinopteri, Syngnathiformes, Syngnathidae. The transcript has 3 exons. The record is from RefSeq and is a predicted model, not a curated record.
AAAAGAUGGACUACAACUCCUAUAAUGAAACGCGGGCCGUUUAGUCCCCACCCCCCGGCGCUUCUAUGCCCUGUGACUGCCACCAGACGGCCGAGUGGAGAAAGUGCACCACACGUUUGCUCUCAGCCAGGCGGCUCUUUAGUGGAGCAGCCGCGCCAGAGGUGGGAAGAUGGAGUAGCCCAUUAUGUGUCUAAGCUGUCCUCCUUCAAGAUGUUCCCCGGAGUUUUCUAUGCACUGCUGGCGGGUUUCCUCGCGGCCGUGGCGUCGUCGUCGGCCAAGCUGUCACUGGGAGCGGACUACCUUAAGGGAGUGUGCGAGACGGGGCUCCGGACGUGGGGCGAGCAGCGGAGAUUUCGACAAGUGGACGAAACUACCGCCUGUGACCGGCUCCACAUCCCUUUGCGGCUGCUGUGUGGCGGGCUGCUUUUCACCUGCAAUGCUGUGAUGUGGACCUUCCUUGCCAAAGCACUCAGGUACUCCUCCUCCUCCACCCAAACCACUGUGACCACCACUGCCUCCAACUUCGUAUCUUCCGCUUUCCUUGGGCAGCUGAUUUUUGGCGAGGCCCAAAUAACACUGUGGUGGGUCGGGAUCUCCCUGACGUUCUCUGGCCUGCUCGUACUGCAGAGGGUUUCUCCACAGGAUCGACAACCCAACGCCGACGCUAAGAGGGAUGAAUGAUUUGUCUCAUCUCCACUAAACUGCGUUCGGCCAGACUAGGUACUUCUCAUACUGUUAUGACAUACUGUAUGCUUUGGAUGGAUUCUAAUUUGGAUUUUCCAUCACACCAAAGAGAAAUCAUAUGUCAAUGUAGAUUGUUAUGUGUAUAUUUAUGAAAUGUGUCAUCGACAGAGAAACAGAAAAUAAAAAUGUGAUUUUGUCCGUAGACCCAUCGCUGAAAAGAUAGAAGUAAAUGUCCCCAUCUAGUCCAACUGUUGUCCUAACUGGUAUAGUUUUUGGUAGGCUGUACACGAUUUUUGGGGCCGAUCAGCGAGUUUUAAAAAACCGAUCCGAUCACAAGAUGGAGCAAUGUGUCUAUUUAAAUGACCUGUUCAUUUACUGUAUAUACUUCAUUGCUCAAAAAAUUCUAUUUACAAUGAAUAAUGUAUUUUUGUUAAUCUAUUUAUGCCAGUGAGGCAUAGUGACAGACAACAAAUGAAUGGUCUUCUAUUAGAUGGCAGGAAGUAAAUACAGUAACUAAUAUAUCCACUUUUUGUGACAUUUUUGUUUGUUGGUGUGCUGUGAGGUUUUUCAAUUGUAAAAUAUGUUUCUUGGCUCCAUAAAGGUUGUAAAACAC